UUAUUUUUCUCCUUGUCCUUAGUGCUCUUUCGGUUUCAUUUACGAAUCGGAGCAGCUGGAAGCCAAAUGCCCGCAAUGCCGGAAAUGUUUCUGCGUCCAGUGCAAACGCCAGUGGGAGCCCCAGCAUCAGGGUCUGACCUGCGAAGCGUUCCUGGAGUGGAAGCGAACCAACGACCCUGAAUACCAGGCGCAAGGCUUGGCAAUGUAUCUCCAAGAGAACGGUAUCGCUUGUCCCAAAUGCAAGUUCUCGUACGCCUUGGCUCGAGGGGGUUGCAUGCACUUCCAGUGUUCCCAGUGCAGGCACCAUUUCUGCAGUGGAUGUUACGGGACGUUUUAUGCCUCCAACAAAUGCCCGAUACCGCACUGCCCAAUCCGGCGGUCCCUCCACGGACACCACCCACGCGACUGCCUCUUCUACCUGCGGGACUGGGGCGUGCCACGUCUGCAGAAGCUCCUCCAGGAUAACGACGUUGCCUUCAACACAGACCCCCCAGCGGGGACCCGGGCCACUCCCGGAGGUGGAUGUCGGGUUAUGGAGCAGAAAGAAACCCUGGACGGCUUGAAGGAUGAACCGUGCAGCAAAGAGACUCCGGCCGGAUAUGCUGGCCUUUGCGAGGCGCACUACAAGGAAUACCUAGUCAGUCUGAUCAACAGUCAUGCUCUGGAUCCCGCCGUCUUCUACACCUUGCAGGAGGUGGAGAUCGUAUGCCGGAGACACCUCACGGCUGCCCAGCUGCUCCCCAGGGGACCGACGGAGGACGAGGAAGCAUAUCGCAGGCGCCUGAUCCAGGUUCUAAGGGACGAAGUUCCUCUUAACUUGGAGAUCUCACGGAGACGGAAAUAAACCGAGAAGGAGAAGCUGUGAGCUUCCAAGCGGAUGGAGAACAGAAGAAGACACGCUGUGUUUGGAGAAUUUCCGAUUGAUGGCUCUUGGUGGGGCCUCCUGAGAUGCAGUCUUAAAGCCAUCCCUACUCUCUAACCACUAGGUUGCAUUUAAGGGUUGUGUUGCUCUACACCUUGUUUCUUUCUUCUGUCUUGUGUGAUGCACAGCCAGAGGUGUCCUCGUUGUGACCGGUUGGAAUAAAGAUGUCCAACCAUGGCAGUUUUAAGACCUGUGGACUUCAACUCCUAGAAUUCCCCAGCCAGUGAAUUCUGGGGAACUCUGGGAAUUGAAGUCCACAAGUCUUAAAAAAGUUGCCAAGAUUCCUGAAAACAAAAUUUUUUAGAUUUUGUCCUAACAUUGUCAGCAAGUUUUUGAUUUUAAUCUUAACAGAUUUGUGGGGGCGGGAAAAAUUUACUGGUGAGCCGAAUAGAUGCUUUACUUCAAUUGAAAAUUUCUUGUUCCAUUUGUUCCUGCAGUUUUAAUUCCAUUUGUUCUUUCAGCCUGCAUGUCUCCUGGGAAAUGCAUUGGUCUGAAUAAAAUUUAUUUUGUUAAACGAGA
This is a messenger RNA of Notechis scutatus (mainland tiger snake), 1441 nucleotides long. NCBI's taxonomy places the organism in Eukaryota, Metazoa, Chordata, Lepidosauria, Squamata, Elapidae. The record is from RefSeq and is a predicted model, not a curated record.